AUGAGCGCCUGUAGCACGGCCACCAGCCCCCACCACCCCCACGACCUCGCGCUCCGUCGGCCUGCCUGCGACCACGACGUCGUUGUUGGCUUCCGUGUCGACUGUCUGGAGCGGCGGCUGAGGGACCUGGAGAUGUACUGGGAUGAAUACAAGGCCAGCCGUUCCACUUCCACGGCCAUGCCGCCGCGGCUGCGCCAUCGCCGUAGCCGCUCGGACACCACCAACGCCGGCUCGCCUUCUUCGGCCAUCGUCACCGGUGCCGGCCCGAUAACGCCGGACCUCUGCCCUAUACUCGUAGGGCGCUCGCCGACGACGCCGAGGAAGCUGAUCUCCUCGCUCCAGCAGAUCAGCAGCGGCGGCGCCAGUGCUAGCACCGACGCCACGGUCGACGGCGGUGGCAAGAUCCGAACCUACGAGGAAGACGCGUCCAGCGUAUGCUCCGGAGAUGCCGCGCCCUUCGUCGCUGUAGCAGCCAUGGCAGCCGCCUCCUCGUGCUCCUGCUCCUGCGAGUGUACCAUCCCGCGCUGUCCCUGUAGCUGCAGCUGCGGCUUCUCGUCGAGCACAUUGUCCUCUGGAUCUACCGCGUCCACGUCCCUGUUCUCGCUAGGUGAGAAUGCAGCGGCCGGCGAGAUGGGGAAGAGGGAGGGAGGCAGAUGGGCUACAUGCAAGGUUGGACGGUUUGCCGCCAUUGCCGUUGCAGGUGUGGCGGUUCUUGGGACCAUGGUCGCCGCCGUCUUAAAUUUGGGCAUGGACGACGGUCAUGUGGAGUUUCUAGUACCCACAUGA
This is a messenger RNA of Triticum turgidum subsp. durum (durum wheat), 786 nucleotides long. The record is from the annotation of a GenBank genome assembly. Lineage: Eukaryota; Viridiplantae; Streptophyta; Magnoliopsida; Poales; Poaceae.